Messenger RNA from Larimichthys crocea (large yellow croaker), 2807 nucleotides. It is a transcript of the gene fam114a2, whose product is annotated as family with sequence similarity 114 member A2. Lineage: Eukaryota; Metazoa; Chordata; Actinopteri; Sciaenidae. Bases 280 to 1758 code for a protein of 492 amino acids. The record is from RefSeq and is a predicted model, not a curated record. The transcript has 14 exons.
CGGAAGUGGGUCUUUCUCAGCGUGGCUAACUGUCGGAGCUCGUGAGUGAAAACAAAAUGUGACGUGGCUAAUCCUGGUGGACAGAAAGAAAAACAGCGAGAAAACCUUCAGUGUCAAAGUAUCUACUGGGAAACUAAAAAGCGUUUAAGGCGUACAAACCGACAAAAAAAAAAAAAAAGAAGAUCAACAUUUUCCCGCCGUUAACUUUGGGACGGAAACCGGUAGCAGGCUGGGCUGACGUUAGCUAGCAUCAAGAGGCAUGCACUAAAAGACGUCAAGAUGUCAGACAGCGAAGCUACAGCGGCAGCAGAGGGUGCAGAGGUGGCACAAGAAGAGUUUCAGGAUGCCCGCGAAACGCCCGACAGCUCCCCGCCGACGACGCCCGACAUCUCGACCGACGUGGCCCCGACGAGGAAAGCCAGGAGGAGACCGGACCCCAAACCUGCAGCAGCUGAAGUUGAGGAGAAGCCGAAAGUGGAGGAGCAGCCGGCGAAGACACCCAGUGACUCCACUGUGUCUCAGGGUGGGUGGGGAUACUGGGGCAGCUGGGGGAAAUCCAUCCUAUCCACAGCAACAGCCACUGUGGCCACUGUGGGUCAAGGGCUCACUCAGGUGAUAGAGAAGGCGGAGACGUCUCUGGGAAUCCCCAGCCCGACCGAGCUGUCGGCACAAGCUGAGGAAGAGCAGAAAGAGCAGGGUGAGGCCAGCAGUCAGACGGACAGAGCGGCAGGAGAAGGAUCGGUGGCAAUGGGAAGUGCGAUGGGAAUGCUGACGUCCCUCACCAGCGUCGUCCAGAGUACUGGGAAAACGGUGAUAACAGGCGGUCUGGAUGCUUUGGAGUUCAUCGGGAAGAAGACGAUGGACGUGAUAGCAGAAGGUGAUCCGGGCUUUAAGAAGACCAAAGGACUGAUUAACAGGAACUCCACUCUGUCUCAGGUGUUGAGGGAGGCGAAGGAGCGAGAGGAGCUGCAGCAGACGGCAGAGAAAGAGUCUGACUCCGAGAAGAAGGCGGUGGCUCACUACGGGAUGCUGUUUGAUGAGUUUCAGGGUCUGUCCCACCUCGAGGCGCUGGAGAUUCUGUCUCGAGAGAGUGAGUCUAAGGUGAAGUCGGUGCUGACCACCCUGUCGGGAGACGAGCUGGUUCAGCUCAGAGAAGAGCUGGAACUCAUCAAGGAGUCUUUCUCCCUGGUGGAGUUUGACGAGGAGGAAGUGGACGAGAAGAAAGACGAAGACGGCUCAGAGUUUGAGAAGGAGAUAAUGGAGGCCUUGGAGGGUCUCAGCAUCACUGCCACCGCUGAAAAACUCAGCAAGGCCUGUAAGAGCACCUGCAGCCAGAUCACUGACAUGAUCAAACCACAGGAGGAGGAGAGUGAAGAGGACAUGAAGAAGGCGCUCUCUGUCGAGGAGAUUCACGCUGCAGCCAUCAGGAGUCUGGCCGAGCUGACGGCUCGAUCCAUCGAGCUUUUCCACAAGCUGGCUGAGAUGAUCCUCUUCGCCAACAGCAGCACCGAGGCCGGCGUUCUGUCACAGUUAACUGUUGUCCUGUGUAAAGAAAUCUCACUGCUUUCCAAGAGGUUCACGUCCUGUUUAACAACAGCUGGGUCAAACGAGAAGGGCGAUGUCCUCAACCCGCUGAUAACAGGAGUCUUUUUAGAGGCAUCCAACAGCGCGUCCUACAUCCAGGAUGCCUUCCAGCUCCUGAUGCCCAUCCUGGAGAUCUCCCACAUCCAGAGGAGAGCCGAGUCCUCAGAGCAGUGACCAGCCGGGCCUCUUUGUCACAGCAGAGAACUGACACGUCUUUCAAACUUUGUGUAUAAAAAAAAAUCGUCUGCGUCAGCUCUUACUCUUGUCUGGUUUUCAGCCUCAGGACGAAUCAAUUUCACGCCGGGGAGGAGAAGCGUGUCUUUGUCAAACAGUGUUAACCUUUUUCUGGCAUUGCAGGUUUAUAAUUGUAAAGCCCAGUAGAUGGACUCGUUGAAGUGCGGGCUUGAGACAGUCUGCAUCAUGUGUUAAACAGAGAGCAACUUAUUGUUCUCCGUUUGGUUCUCACAUGUACACCAUCUACUUUUUUUUUCUCUUCUGAUAGCACUUUUGCUCAUAACUAUUUCAAUUCUGCCUCGAAGAACACUUUAAAAAAUAUAUACAGGAUGGAAACACUAGUCAGAAUUAGUUUGAAACAGGUGUCUUAUAAUAAAUAAGAUAUAUAUCGAUGUAUUACUGCUCUAAAACACUGCCAUGAAACAUGUUGCUGGUCCUGGAACAGUUAGGACCUGAGUCUCUUUGCUCAUGUAGGCUCGGACGUAAAACUGACAAAACUCACACGCUAAUCUAACCUGGAUUCUAGCUGUUUCAAGAAGCCUUGAAAAGCCUUGAAGGUUUGUUUUUUUUAAUUUUGGUAUCCUCCGCAAAACAUGAGCAGGCUGGCUGUAAUCAGUCUGCAGGAGUGUCGGUCUGAAGACUUUGUUGCUUUCCCUUGUAUACUCAAUAGUUUUGUAUCCAAAUAUCGGCUUUAAAUAAGUAUUUUUCUGUUAUCUGCAAGUACAAGACAUCUUCACAGUUUUCAAUGUUCUUUUAUUGUUCAAACGACAUUUUCCUUUCAGAGUCUUGAAAGACCGGGAACAUAACCUUACGCUCUUUUAUACGCCACUUUGUGUUCAUACAGAGGGUGUAGAUCAAAAGUGAUUCACAAAAGAGUGAAAAGACGAGAACAGGUGCAGAUGCUGCACGAUAAAACCACACAACUAGAACAGGCUUGCUAAAAACGAUAAGAGAGGACGGUAUGGAAAAGAUAAGAUGGCUAAAAAAAA